UCUUUUCUUUGAUUCUUCAUAAUCUUUCACCAUGUCAGUUGAUAGUAAUGCUAGUGUUCAUGGUGGCACUGCUCAGAGUCACAACAAAGGGUACCAAACAGAUACUCUCAAUCCCUAUUUCUUACAUCCUAAUGAAAAUCCUGGGCUUGUUUUGGUUACUCCUUCUCUUUCUGGCUCCAAUUAUCACUCAUGGUCACGUGCAUGACUAUGGCAUUGAAAUCCAAGAACAAACUUAGGUUUAUCAAUGGUACUCUUCCUCGUCCUGAUGACGAAGAUCAUGACUCAAUAGCUUGGGAUCGUUGCAAUACCAUGAUUAUGUCAUGGAUCACAAAUUCUGUUGAUGUUGAAAUUGCUCAAAGUGUCAUUUGGAUGGACACUGCUUCAGAGGUUUGGCUGGAUCUCAAAGAUCGUUUCUACCAAGGAGAUAUCUUUCGUAUCUCAGAUCUUCAAGAAGAAAUUUACACUCUCAAACAAGGUGAUAGUUCUAUCUCUGCUUAUUAUACCAAAAUGAAGAAACUUUGGCAAGAAUUAGAUAAUUUUAGGCCUAUUCCUGAAUCCAAUUGUGUCAAUAACUGUGUUGCUAUGGCAAAGAUGAAAGAAUACAAAGAAAAUGAUCAGGUAAUACGUUUUCUUAAAGGCCUAAAUGAUCAAUACUAUGCUGUUAGAUCUCAAAUUAUGCUCAUGGACCCUCUCCCUAAGAUUGCUAAGGUUUACUCUUUACUUGUGCAACAAGAGAGGCAGAUAGUUAUUCCUAUUGAUGAAUCUAAACUGUUAGCAAUCAAUGGUUACAAUUCUUAUGCUGGGAGGGGUCAAACUAGCAGAGGUAGGGGCUAUAGAGGUGGUGGUAGGUCUAAUGGAGGUCGUGGCAAAGGUAAAAUGUUAUGCAGUCACUGUGGCCAGACCAACCAUAUCAUAGAUAACUGCUGGAAGAAGUAUGGAUACCCACCUCAUAUGCAACACCUGCAGCAUAAUGGAAAUAAUGGAGCUGUCAAUAAUUGUGUUACUGGUAAUGGUGAUGAUGAUGAGUCCCAUACUGUUACUUGUGAAGAGGAAAAUGUUGACUCAGAAGCUGGGAAACUGUUGCUCACAUCAGCUCAACAAAAAGCAUUGCUUGCACUCCUCCAAGGCUCACAAUCAUUGCCCUCUCAUAGUAUUAACCAUGUAACCACAAACUGAGGUACACUUUGUACCAUUCCUACUUCAAGUGACUCCAAUGAUUUUAUUCUUGACACAGGAGCCACUGACCAUAUAUGUUUUUCACUUCAAUUUUUUCAAUGCAUCAGAAAAAUUAA
Molecule: messenger RNA, 1292 nt
Organism: Trifolium pratense (red clover)
Lineage: Eukaryota; Viridiplantae; Streptophyta; Magnoliopsida; Fabales; Fabaceae
Exons: 1
Coding region: 190-1176 (328 amino acids)
Source: RefSeq, a predicted model, not a curated record